GUAAAUUCAGGGUAAUAUGGCUCCUAAGAAAGCAGUGCCUCCAACAGAAGUUAAAGAAAAGGAAACUGCGCCUGCCCCAGGUGAGUGUCUAUGUUACUGCUACAGAAACUGAAUUAAUAUGGUCCUUGCCCCUUCUAUUUCAGUCUCACUGAAUAAAAGACAUUAGGUUUAGUGUGUGUCCUGUAUAAUCUAAUGCUGUUAGUCUUUCUCGUAGGAGGGUGACCUCAACAUUCCACCCACAUCCCUAAUACUGGAACUCCCGUGGUUCUCACAAACUGCCACUGAUGGACUGCUAUAUAGCAAAUUGCUGACCUGUCUAUUGUCUCUUUGCUCAGUGCAAUUUGGAAUUUAGUUAUUUAUGUUACAACUGCUUCCGUUUUGAUUUUAGCAGUGUGUGUAUAGCUGAUGGUGGUAGUGAGUUGGAGUCCUUUAAUGUUCUAUGUUGUCUACUGUAAAGUUCUUUCCUCCUCGAUGCACUUCCAGCUCUUAUUCGUAUUAUUAUGCACCAUAAAUGGUUAAUCUGUAUCGUAACUUCCUAAUACUACACAUUUUAACCCUAAUCGCAAACUCCAAGUUGUGACAGUAUUCUAGCUUUUUAAAACACUGUGACUGUGUAUCCUGGCAUAGGAUAUAUUAUAUAGUAAAUAAUCUGCCUUGCUAUGCAUACCCUUCCUCCAAAUAUGAGCUGACAUUCUCCCAUUAACCCCUUAAGGACACAUGUCAUGACUCCCUUUUUAUUCCAUAAGUUUGGUCCUUAAGGGGUUAAACUCUUGAUUAGGCUUUGUUCUGAGGGACGCUUCCAACCUGCCAUAUGUGUGGAUUAUGCGUUCUCUGCAUUUCUUUCUGUAGGUAAGGUGAAGGCCAAAGCCAAGCGCAGACUCUCAAAGUUGGUGAUGCCACUGGGCCAUCCUUCUACGCUCUCAAUGGUAAUUGAAGCCCUGAAAAAGGACAGUGAGCGCAAGGGGACCUCCGUGCCAGCCAUACGUACCCGAAUUCUGGCUGCACAUCCCACUGUAGAUCCUAUGCGCCUUAAGUUCCUCUUGCGAACAGCCUUGAACAAGGGCAUUGAGAAAGGCAUCCUGAUCCGACCUCUUAACUCCAGUGCGAAAGGAGCCACUGGACGGUUCAAGGUAAAUGUCCCUGACAUAGCUAACUUGCUUGUAUCGUCUUAUGUUAAUCUACACACUUGGCUAACAAUUCAGCAAACUUACUGAAUUAACAGGCGAUAAAGGCUUAUGUAAAAGUCUUGUGCUGGUGCAAGGAUUCUUUGGCCAGCCACAGACUGGAGCAGCCCACCAGGAAACUUCUGGCUAUAAAAUGCAGCACAUACGGAGACUAACACCUCUGGUGUCGCAUGUUUUAAAGGGACACUAUAGUCACCUGAACAACUUUAGCUUAAUGAAGCAGUUUUGGUGUAUAGAACAUGCCCCUGCAGCCUCACUGCUCAAUCCUCUGCCAUCUAGGAGUUAAAUCCCUUUGUUUAUGAACCCUAGUCACACCUCCCUGCAUGUGACUUGCACAGCCUUCCACAAACACUUCCUGUAAAUAGAGCCCUAUUUAGGCUUUCUUUAUUGCAAGUUCUGUUUAAUUAAGAUUUUCUUAUCCCCUGCUAUGUUAAUAGCUUACUAGAUCCUGCAAGAGCCUCCUGUAUGUGAUUAAAGUUCAAUUUAGAGAUUGAGAUACAAUUAUUUAAGGUAAAUUACAUCUGUUUGAAAGUGAAACCAGUUUUUUUCAUGCAGGCUCUGUCAAUCAUAGCCAGGGGAGGUGUGGCUAGGGCUGCAUAAACAGAAACAAAGUGAUUUAACUCCUAAAUGACAGUGAAUUGAGCAGUGAAAUUGCAGGGGAAUGAUCUAUACACUAAAACUGCUUUAUUUAGCUAAAGUAAUUUAGGUGAAUAUAGUGUUCCUUUAAUUCUAAUGGCAGCGCCAUUGACCUGGAACCAGCAUUCUGGGAGGCUGUCAAUCCUGUGCUGAUGCCUGACAAUGGAGGAAGGUCAGGCUUCUAAGGAUUACUCUGACCAAAAAAUGUCCCCUUCAUCUAAUGCUUUAGACCCCCCUACAAUACAAACUGUCACUUUUAUGAAAUAUUACACUCCCCAUCUCUCUUCUCCUACCCUCUCACUGGUUUUCAGUAGUAGUUAAUACCACAUCAUACACAACAUGGCAAUGCUGUUCUGUACCCUCCAGCUCGCAAAAGGUGAGAAGAAGCCAACCACUCAGAAAAAAAAGAUGUCUGAGAACAUCGACCCAAAUGCAGAAGAGAAACCAAUAAAGAAGACUACUAAAAAAGCAAAAGUUGCUAAAGGUCAGUAACUCCUUCCCCAUGGUGACUUUGGAACUAAUGUGUCUUGGUAAACGGUGUUCUAUGCUACCAGCUAGCACUUAAGUGGUUUUUAUGCUGAAUCCCUACUGACCUGCUCUAAUUAUGGUGCAUGCUAAUGCUUCAAACUUACAAGUUUCUUGUAAUUUAAGCCUCUAACAGCAGAGGGUAGCGGUCUGGUAGGUGAUGUAGGCUGACUGUGUAAACAUUCUCUUGUGCAGGUGAGAAAACAGAUAAGGUGGAGAAAGCUGAACCCAAGAAGGAUGUGGUGAGUGACUCAUUGUGUGCCUUGGUGAUACGGGGCUGAUCUGCUGCUUUCAGUGUGAUCCUCAGAUCAUCCCAGUGUAUUCUGUUUAAUGAUAAAGGAGUCUUGUCCAUGAAUCCUACAUCCACAAAUGGAUGGCUUAAAAUGUACCUGUCAUUCCUGGCACAACUUGUGUGCUUUCCAAAGAUCAUCAAUUUAUAGGUAUACAUUAUCCUGGCAAACUACAGCUUUGGAGAGAGGCUUAAAAUGUCUAAGCGUUAGUGUGAACUAUUGUUACCCUUAAUGUGCAAUAUGUCUAAAUUGUCAGCCACUAGCACACUGGUGCAAUCUGCCACCGCACACCCAAACCACAAACUUUAAACUCUCCCUACCCCCAAAAAGCACUUCUUAUACAAAUGGUCUUUUAUACAAGAGAAGAACUCCACUGUGGGGUUAAAUAAAUCUAGACUGGUAUUUCGCUUGUCAGUCAACUAACCUACAUGGCCAAUGGCACGUAGUGUAGAAGACGACCCACAGUCCUCCUGCUCUCCUCACAUGGCAAUUGCAGUGCAUGCACUGACUAGGUUUUGGUGACAAUGUGAUGUCACACUGACAAUGAAGGCAGUGUGUUGGCCCCAAAGUCUUUGCCCUGCUUGGGAAAACAAACAUAUGUCUGGCUUGGCAGUUUUGGAUUUGGGAAAAGAGUCCUAAUGGGCUCCUCUUGGCUAGCUUGAGUGUCCAUGACAUGCAAACUGUCUUUCUAUAUCAGGAUAUAGAAAUGCAUAUCUGUAACAAUGUGUAGCAGACUGUUAUGGGAAUGCCAUCAUUGAAAGGGGAUAGGGCAUAUUUCGGAGGGACCCACUAACUUUAGGGGUGUGAAUGAAGGUGGGGCUGUCCUGAGACUUGUGUAAAUGCAGCUAAUAUAUCUAAUUGAGCACCAGCAUGACAGACUAAUCACUACAAUGUGAAUAGUCAGGAUUCCAAAGUUUAUUAUACAAAUUCUUGCUAGACUGAAAACCUAGCUGAUCCAGACUGUGUGGGUUGUUGGCUGACAUUGUGUCAUGUUCUGACUUUUGGCAAUUGUAUUCUGUCAGAAGAAAAAACCUGCUGCAAAGAAAGAUGGCAAAGAGAAAGCUGUUAAGGCUACUGCAAGUAAGAAACCAAAAGCUACAACUCCAGCUGAGGGAGCCAAGCCCAAGAAGGUGCCAGCCAAAAAGGAGCCAAAAGCGGGGGCUUCAAAAGAACCUAGUACAGCAGAAGGCCCAGCACCCAAAAAUGGCAAGAAAGUAAAAAAAUGACCAAUGUGUCAGCAAGGAGUUUUAACUUUGUAAAUGUAACUUAUAAU
Messenger RNA from Pelobates cultripes (western spadefoot toad), 3908 nucleotides. NCBI's taxonomy places the organism in Eukaryota, Metazoa, Chordata, Amphibia, Anura, Pelobatidae. The record is from the annotation of a GenBank genome assembly.